AUGCGCGAGCUGUACAAUGCGCAUGUGGACCAAGUGCACGAGCUACACUCUUCAAUGCUGGAAGAAGCGCCGCGGCGGCUCGCCGCGAUGGAAGACUAUGCCGAGGAAGAGCUCCGGCUGGCGCGCGGCUUUGUCGACGACGUCGCUCUCAUCUUUCGGUUCCUGAGGCGCGCGCGCUUCGAUACAGAAAAUGCGCGAAACAUGCUGUACAAGACGCUGCAGUGGCGGCUCGAGGCCGACAUUGACGACCUCGCUACGGACUUGCUCCAUUCGCAGUACAUUAGCGGCACGGCCAACGGCAUCCCCCUCUUUUGGAUCCACUCGCGCUUCCGCGACAGGAUGGGGCGCCCGUGUCUGUACGUGCGCCUGCAGCAGGUGGAGCGCGCGCCAGACGGACUGCGCGACCUCAAGACGAACAUUAUUGCGAGCAUGGACGUCAUGCGGCGCUACCUGCGCAAGGUAAACCGCCGCGCGCCACGCGCUGCGCCGGUGCUCCAGGGCGUGCUGGCGAUCGACGUCGCAGAGUCGGGCAUCUCCAACUUUGAGCUCGAGCUGCUCCCCUUCCUGGUGGACCUGCUGAAGAACCACUACCCCGGCCUCUUUGGCACGGUGUACGUCCUGCACUAUGGCUGGCUCCAGUCGGGGCUGUGGCGCAUGCUCAAGCCCGUGCUCCCGCCCAAGCUCCUCGCGCGCAUCAUGUUUGUCAGCGACGCGGACCUGAGGCAACAAUUUGACGUGGCGCUCCCGAAAGUGCUCGGCGGCUCGCUCAACGUGCCGAUCAAGCCGGACACGAGCGACAUCUUUAACUACUACGCACGCUCCGCCGCAUGGCGGAAGGACGAGGGCGCAGAAAACGAGCCGGUGCCGCCGGCACUCCGCGUGCGGGGGCCCGACUUUGAAAGUAUCUACGACGUAAUGUCGCGCGUCGGAUCGCCCUUUGCCUCGCAGCCGAUGACGCCAAUGACGCCAAUGACGAGCAUGCCCGGCACGCCGCGCGUCCGUGCGUCGUCCUCGCCACAGCUUGUCGGCACGGCCGCCGCGACGCAGCUCGACGAGCGCCACGCUUCGUCGCGCCGCCACCGCCGGCGUGCGUCGGAUCCGCUGGACAUUGGGGGCACCUUUGCCCAUACCGAGGUCCACACCGAGCCCGCCGGGCCCUCGCUGAUGCAGUGGCUCACCAACUGGAUGCAGCCCCGUGCGUCGAAUGCGUCGCCCCCGCGCACGCCCGCCGCGCAGGUGGACACGGCCAGCAUCCCCCGCCUCGAGAUGCCCGGCGCGCUGACGCCCCGUGCACGCACGCCCGAGACCGAAAUGCCGCCGACCUAUGCGAACGCCGAGAACAAUACCGUGACGCGGUACCUGUCGUGGCGUGCGCACAAGUACGCGCAAAUGGACGGCCACGUCUCGCCGUACAACAUCGAAAACCCCUACUUUGGAUACCCCGCCGCAUACGUCGAAUACGACGAGCCGACCGACGCGGCAAGCACCACGACGAGUGUCGUGAACGUCACCGACGCAAGCACCCAGUCGGGCCUCUCGCGGCAGCUGCGCGUGCGGCGGCGCAAGCGCGACUUGCUCCGCACGCUCGCCUACCUCUUUGUGCUGCGCCUACUGAAUGCCUACCGCCACGUGCGGCGGAACGCCGGCGUAGUGUACUGGAUGGUGGUCGGCGAGCGGACGCGCGAGAGUGUGUCGCGCGCCGCGUGGCGCUCUCUCACGCGCACUGCCAGCGACACACGCGCAAACCUCGCCGGUCUCGCGCACAUGCGCAUCAUACGUGCGCUGUUCGUAGUGGGCGUGCUCUUUGCAUUGCGCCUUGCGCCCACCCAGCGGCUGCGGGGUGUGAUGCAAGGCAGAUCUAGUUAG
Malassezia japonica is the source of this 1866-nucleotide messenger RNA. RefSeq lists its product as uncharacterized. The transcript is spliced from 2 exons. Lineage: Eukaryota; Fungi; Basidiomycota; Malasseziomycetes; Malasseziales; Malasseziaceae. The record is from RefSeq and is a predicted model, not a curated record. Bases 1 to 1866 code for a protein of 621 amino acids.